Molecule: messenger RNA, 4175 nt
Organism: Tachysurus vachellii
Lineage: Eukaryota; Metazoa; Chordata; Actinopteri; Siluriformes; Bagridae
Gene: csf2rb
Product: colony stimulating factor 2 receptor subunit beta
Exons: 14
Coding region: 681-2780 (699 amino acids)
Biological process (GO): immunoglobulin mediated immune response; cytokine-mediated signaling pathway
Cellular component (GO): external side of plasma membrane
Molecular function (GO): protein binding; cytokine receptor activity
Source: RefSeq, a predicted model, not a curated record
AUAUUUGGGGAGGGGGAUUAUACUGGUGCAGAUGAACUCAUGAGGUCAUCAUGUUGGCCCCCAUCUUAUUUGCUCAGUUCUCAGCACUGAGCUUGUCAUUUAAAAGGUGACGGGAAAAGACGUGAAGAAAGUGGACUAGUGCGUCAAGGUGUUUCCCCUGUCACGGUGUUCACGCUUCACACCUAUUCAUCUACAUACUGCUAAAAAUACACCUUAGCCCACAGACCAAAAACUACAUGAUUCACAAGUGCAUCUACUGUACAAAACGCGUUUUUUCGCUUGGUUUUUGCUUCUUUUAUUCUCACUUUUUUCCGUCUCCGUUCUUCCCACCCGUGGCUAGACUUAGAAAGGGGAAAUCCUCUGAUCUCCUUUUAUUCCAGGAAGUCGCAAGACAACUAACUACGUCCCAUCUGGAGACUUUAUAGAAUUGUUUUGGAAUAUAUUUUGCACAGCAUCAGCAUGUAGGUCGCGUUUUAAUACCGACCGAACACCGUGGAUAAUGCGCGUGAAUGAAGCGGAGCACGCGCUGGAUUUACCGUUACCGCUACCGGUGGAAACAAAGAUGCAUGCACGCGCACUCAUUCAUGAAGGAGGAAUGUUUACUGCACUUAUUCGUGUUCUCACAAAGGCCGUAAAAUUUUGAAAUUGUGUAUCCAGGGCUCUCUGGUACUCCAAAUACAAUGUUCCCCCUGAGGACAUUUCUUAUUGCAGCACUGCCUCUGCUGGUCCUGAGCACCAAGCUUGAGCAGUGCUCAUUUAAAACCGUUGUUCAUUACAAUUCUCCUGUGCUGGAGUCCUUGCAGUGUUAUAAUGACUUUACCACUCAGAUGCGCUGUACCUGGGAGGAGGAACCGCACACACACUUGCACAUGCCAAUUAGCAAUGGACAGCCGUGCGUUCCUGAUGGUCAAGGGGAGCUUCAGUCUAGUGGAAAACUCACCCGGAGUUGUAUUUUCAAAAAAACGUAUUUUAGCAUGGGCAGCCAUGACCUCUUCUUCAACACAUCCUGCCCUUCUAAAGUGACAACAUAUAACAUAGCUGCAGAAGGCAAGGUACUAUCCCCAACAAAUUUCUCUGAGAAAAAAGAUUUUGGUGGCAACCGACUGCUGAGUUGGAGCAGCCCGUAUCCUCCGUCAUCCCCUCUCACACAAAAUCUUACCUACCAGCUCAAGUACAGAAGACAUCAACAUGACUGGAUUGUGAUAGAUAAUAUCAACGAUACAAUGUUUGUGAUCGAGAGUCAUGCACUCUUGCCCGCAUACUCAUAUGAAGCUAGGGUUCGAGUGCGGGGUCCUGUAGGCCUGUGGAGUGACUGGAGCCCCGCAGUGUUCUGGAUAACCGAGGAAGAAGGUGUCAUUAACCUGCAGUGUGUAAUUAAGGAAGGAGGGGUGACAUGUAGUUGGCAGGUGAAAAAAAGGCAGGCCGAGUUCCUCUCGUAUCACCUGUGUGGUCACACUAAAGGAACAAGUGUGAAAUGUAACCACUGUGACCAUCAUGCCGAGCAUCCUCACUCUGGAGCCUUUCUAGAAUAUACAUGUUCACUGGAUAGCUCUGAACCUGAACUGCUGACUGUGGAGAUCAGAAGUUUACGAAAGGUCAAGUGCUUUAGUGACCCUGAAAACAUUCAACCACUACGACCAUCCAAUUUAUCAGUAUAUAAACAUGACGGUGUUUGGAAGCUGAAAUGGACCAGACCUAAUGUUUAUCAUUUACUCAAUCUCUUCUAUCAGGUGUACUUUCGAAGCAAUGUCACAAAGGAUGAAGUGGAAUUCAAUCUUACUGAAGCAGUUCUCAGCACAAAUGUUCCCUCCUCCCUGUGGCCCUCUGUAAGCUACAUGGCUAUGGUGAGAGCACAUCCAGGGGAUGUUUUUUCAGGUCGACCCUCUGACUGGUCUGAUCCUGUAUACUUCACCACUGAUCCAGCUCCCUGGAUGAACACCAUAAUUUACAUCUUGAUAGCUGCUUUAGUAGCCCUGCUUUUCAUCCUCCUAUAUAAUGCCCUUCCAGCCUGCCACAGGAGACUGGUACUGUGGAACAUAUCCAUUCCUUCUCCCAUUAACAGCAAAGUCCUAGGGGAAAUGAGCAGUAAGAACUUUCUUGCUUCAGAGACCAAUCCAUGCAAAGAGAAAACCUCUGUGUUUGUUAUUCAGACCUCAGAUAACCCUAUCAUCUAUAAGGGCAGUAUCUCUGAGUACCCACUCUUGAAAUGCAGCAAUGACAUGGACAUGGGCCUCAGCAACAGUGAAUCAGAAUGGCCAAAAAGUUCUUUGUUCAUAGAGGGGAGCAGAAUGACAGACAAAUCUGGCGUAAGCUUCCUUGGACCUUACAUCCUUUGCCGCGAGGACUCUUUAGUGCCAAGUGAAACUUCUUCUGUGUCUCCCCUCUUAAAUUUUGAUGAUGAUGGAAGAUACAUUUCUGAGAUCCCUAAAGAUUCUUUUCAAAUAAAAGGAGGCUAUGUUUUAUCCCCUGCCAAAAACCCAACUUUAGAAUGCUCCACCCCAAUCAAUAAUCAAGUUAGUGAGAACAGAGAGGCCAGGAAUUCCGAGCUCCCUGAUGAUGAUCCCCCGGCCUACACCUCAAGUCCAGUUGCGGUGUCCAGUGCCAUUUUUUCUUACCCUUCUGGAUACUGUCUGAUGCCCAACAUGGAGAGUGUUGCAACAUGGGUGUCUGCUUCUGUCCCUCCACCAGAGGGCUACGCAGAGAGAAGGUUGCAUGAGAUUAAGGGAGAUUCAUCUGAACGCAGCUAUGUGACACUUUCUCAGCGUGAACUAUUUCAGUGAUAAUGGCACAAAUGAAUAUACUAAGGCCAGAACUUAAUAGAUCAAGACAACAAAUGAAUCAGCUAUCUUGUCUAUGCAUUGUGCAAUUUACUCAUGACUUAAUAUGUUGUGGGAACCUCAUACUUAGUAUUUGGCUUCUAGUUAACUUGCCUACUAGGUACAUGAAUGGCGUAAAUGAAUGGUGUGAAUGGUGUAAAAGGUGAUAUCAAACUCAUUUCUGCCCUCUGAAAGUGUUUGUCUGUGAAAGUCCUGACUCAUUUAAUAUUAGAAUUACAGCCAUAAAAUAAUUUAUUUGUUUAUACUGAUUUAAAACAUCUAAUAAGUCGUUUUAUAUUCUGCUGGGUGAACGAAAUGCUAGUGGUAGUGAAAAGUAGUGGUAAAAAUGGUUAAUGAUUGCGCAGGAAUGGGUAAAAUUCUCUGAAGUUGAUGUGGACUAACGUUAUAUCCAUAAAGCAUUCCCUGUGACUUCAGUUCCUGCAGCCACAACAAUCUAAAUCAACUUAAUUCUUUGUGUCUUGAUCAUUUUUAAUAAGCUCUGACACAAGUUCUGUACUUUGUGGCAACAAAACUGAUCUUGAGAAACUUUCCUUAAUGGCUUUUAUAUAUGACCACUUAUAAAAAUAACCACAUUGUCUUCUCUGUGUCUACAGUAUAUAUCCAUAGCUAAUAUAUUUCUUUUCAAAACUGUUUCAAAUAAGAGUGCUCUUUUCUUGGACUAAUUCAUGGGCCAAUAAUAUGAUAAAUGUCUGAUCAUUUAUGGAAAAAAAAUCUCAAAACAGCAACCUGUUUGAAGUCGUAAUGAUGUAAAACUGCAAGAAGUAGCUAUGUUUCUGUAUCAUGCCAGGCUGUCCAGCAGAUGGCAGUGCUGGUGGACUUUGUGAGCACAACAUGCACAUGUGAGCACAACUUAUUCUCUGUUUAAGCAUUACAUUGCACAUGCUUGCUAUACCUGUGACUGAAUGUAAGCUUUUGUGUAACUGACUUAUAUUUGAGCAAAUUAAUUAAAAUGCACAUUUAAUACAAGAAAUGUACCAUUUCCUUAAUUGAGAAUCAAUUUUCUCUUUAGUGCAUGUGUUGUAGUAUGAAGGAGAUAUUUGCUCUUUAAUACAUGUUGUAGUAUGAAGGUCACUUUUACUGCAAGCCACAAACUGCUUUGUUUGUAAAUGCACUGUUUGUUUGCAUAUACACUGUGCACAAAUCUGAGACAGUUUACUGCAUUACUUUAAUAUAAAUUCGCAUAAAUAUAUUGUCAUGCGUAUAUUAUGCCAACUGCAUUAGUCUAACAGUAGAGAAAGAACUAAGGAUGACUCAGCUUUCAUUAAUCUUCAUAUAAUGUGCUUUGGGAUUUGAAAAUGUAAAAUAAAAAAACAAAAAACUGGAUUUAUAUUACUAAAA